Messenger RNA from Sphaerulina musiva SO2202, 1854 nucleotides. RefSeq lists its product as uncharacterized. The record is from RefSeq and is a predicted model, not a curated record. Bases 1 to 1608 code for a protein of 535 amino acids. The transcript has a single exon. Gene Ontology annotation, molecular function: DNA binding. Lineage: Eukaryota; Fungi; Ascomycota; Dothideomycetes; Mycosphaerellales; Mycosphaerellaceae. Gene Ontology annotation, biological process: regulation of DNA-templated transcription.
AUGGAGGCUCGUUUGGAAGCGAUCAUCAGCAAGCUUGACGGUGUGGACAGCGCUGGUGAAGAUGCAGCCCGGAACAGGAAGGAUGCUUUCGAUCGUGAGGUUGAGCUCAUGAAGAGAGUCAAGGGUCUGGAGGAAAACAUCGAGACUUACCGCAACAACAUGAAGACUCUUGGUCAGAGGAUAGAUGAUGGGAAAGUGGAGAUGGUUCAGGGGCAGAUAGAAGUCCUGAUUCGGAAGGCGACUGACGCUGGAGAGGAUCGCGAAAGAGUCAAAGAGACUCUGGCUAUGCUCGAAAAUGCUACCGAGGCGCUCAAGAGGGAAAACGAAACCCUGGAGGCACGAGUAACUGAGCUGAAAGCAGACGUGGCGGCGAAAGCUGCUGAAGCUGUGUUGGCCGUGCAAGCCUCGCAAAGAGGUCUUGAUGAUGCCGCAUCAAUCAGAGCCGUGGUCGCUGAUGCACCAAUCGAGAAGGGGACUCAAGACGUCGUCGCAGCCACCGCUGGUAACGUGCCGCAGUCCUCGAAUGUGCCCACAAAGAACGCUCGACUCAAGACAAGCGCAGUCGCCUUGAAACCGACCGGCACCAAGUCGAUGAAGAGAGAGCUCGCGGGUCUGAUGGGCGAUGUGGCCCCUCGUCGAUCGACUCGCUGCAACAACAAGCGGACUCCCAACGCUGCAUCUGCGCUGCUCGAGAAGAUCGAUAAAACUGACCAAAACUCAAAGAACGGAGACUUCACAGAUGAGAAGAUUCAGGAGCAUAUCGUUCGCAAAGGAAAGGGCUGGGUCGAAGUUGUAGAAAUUAUAAGUAACAACGAAGACGAGGAACAUGCUAAGCAGGCGGAGCUUGUGCCGCCAUCGAAUGCGAAGCAGAUUCAGGUGCGCAAAUCUAACACUGAUUCUGCGGGCAACCCACUCAAGCGAGGCCCUGGCCGACCACGCAAGAAAGUCCCUCCUGCUGUCGGAGGCACUUCAGCUGCAGAUCAGGUCCCGGCGCCUGCACCAAAGCGUGGCCGUGGACGCCCGCGUAAGCUGGCCGAGCAUGUCUCUGCACAGCCAUCAGUCGAGCAAGCAGACGCUCUAGCCCCGAAGCGUCGAAAGAUAGAGCAGAAUGACAGCACUCAGCCGGGUGUGGUCGUUUGCACAAACGGCAAGGGCAACAAGCGCAAAGUCGAUGCAGACGCUAUCGAUGACACGGUACACCUGACUGCGCCCCGGGCAUCUCGCAGUCAGCACCAGACACCGGCUACAGUAGCAGCUAAGAGGCUGAAGCAAGAGACUGCAGCUACAGACGGAGCAGCGCAGGCGCACGGCACAUCGUCGAAGACCAAGUCUCGAGGACGCCCGCCGGUUGCCUCCAAGAGCGCUCGGAGAGGCUUGACCAAUGUGUUCUCGUCUCCCAUUUCUUCUCCACCAGGGAGCUUGGGUGCAGCCCUGUCUUCGCAGAAUUCAGACGCUGUGGUCACGACAGUCAAAGAGCAGCCGGCAAGCAGGAAAAGGACAAUUCCUCAGAAUGACGAUACAUCGCGUGUCUAUGGGAAGGCUCGGAAGAGUGGGUUGACCGGAGCCAAUCUUGUCAAUGCUGAGUUUGACCUUGACUUUGAAAUGUGAGGUGUGAAUGGUGGUCACCAAGAAUGCUAGAGUAAGUGUUCGAUGUCGAACGUGUGGUACGAAAUGGGAAAGUUUUGUCGUGGCUAUAUCUGCUCACACUAAAGGGUACUCAAGGAAUUUAUCGUCAGGCAGGGAUAUGGUAGACAUUCUAAACAAUAGAGUAUUAUCAGGGAACUCUCGGACGUAUAUAAAGCUGCCAUAGACUGAGUUCUCCACGAUGAAGGGGCGCUGUUCAAAUGACGAUUG